AGCGAAGGAGGCGGCUGAGGCGGUUGAGGCGGCUCCGGAGGUUCAGGGCUGGGAGUCAGUUCCUCCAGGUGCCAUGGGCCGGGCUGGCCCGCGCUGAGGGCGACGCAGGGCGCUGAAAGGGACGCGGGGCUGGGCCAUGGCCGGCGCUCGGGCCGCUGCCGCCGCCUCAGCGGGGUCCUCGGCUUCUUCAGGCACCCCACAGCCGCAGGAGCCGGGGCUCGGGGAGCUGCUGGAGGAGUUCUCCCGGACUCAGUACCGGGCCAAGGACUGCAGCGGGACGGGAGGCUCUAAGGUUGAGCGCAUUGAGAAGAGGUGUCUGGAGCUGUUUGGCCGAGACUACUGUUACAGCGUGAUCCAAAAUGUGAAUGGGGAUAUCUGCGGCCACUACCCCCAGCACAUCGUGUUCCUGGAGUAUGAGAGUUCUGAGAAGGAGAAAGACACGUUUCAGAGCACCGUUCAGGUGAGCAAGUUGCAGGACCUCGUCAACCGCAGCAAGACGGCCAGGUGCAGAGGACGGUUUGUCUGCCCAGUGAUCCUUUUCAAGGGCAAGCAUAUUUGCAGGUCGGCGACGCUGGCUGGAUGGGGGGAGCUGUAUGGACGCACUGGCUACAACUAUAUUUUCUCAGGGGGUGCAGACGACGCCUGGGCAGAUGCAGAGGAUGUCACGGAGGAGGACUGUGCGCUUCGAAGUUCCGACACGCAUCUUUUUGAUAAGGUCAGAGGGUAUGACAUCAAGCUGCUCCGGUACCUGUCAGUGAAAUACAUCUGUGACCUGAUGGUGGAGAACAAGAAGGUGAAGUUUGGCAUGAAUGUCACCUCCUCCGAGAAGGUGGACAAAGCCCAGCGCUAUGCCGACUUCACUCUCCUCUCCAUCCCGUAUCCAGGCUGUGAAUUUUUCAAGGAAUAUAAGGAUCGGGAUUACAUGGCUGAAGGGCUCAUUUUUAACUGGAAGCAGGACUACGUUGAUGCCCCUCUGAGCAUCCCCGACUUCCUGACUUGCUCUCUGAACAUUGACUGGAGCCAGUAUCAGAGUUGGGAUCUGGUGCAACAAACACAAAACUACCUGAAACUGCUGCUUUCCAUAAUUAACAGUGAUGAUGACAGCGGACUGCUGGUACACUGUAUCUCAGGCUGGGACCGGACGCCCCUCUUCAUCUCUCUCCUGCGCCUUUCCUUGUGGGCUGACGGGCUCAUCCACGCAUCCCUGAAGCCCGCUGAGAUCCUCUACCUAACGGUGGCCUACGACUGGUUCCUCUUCGGGCACAUGUUGGUAGAUCGACUCAGCAAAGGAGAGGAGAUUUUCUUCUUCUGCUUCAAUUUUUUGAAGCAUAUCAUCUCUGAGGAGUUCUCUGCUCUGAAGAUACAGAGGAGGAAGAGUUUGCCAGCCCGGGAUGCAGGCUUCACUGUGGAAGAUAUCUGCAUGCUGAGACGGAAGGAUCGUGGCAGCACCACCAGCCUUGGCAGUGACUUCUCUCUGGUCAUGGAGAGCUCCCCGGGAGCCGCCGGGAGCUUCACCUAUGAGACCGUGGAGCUGGUCCCUGCAGGAGCACAGACUCAGGCAGCUUGGAGGAAGAGCCACUCAUCCUCUCCACAGAGUGUGCUCUGGAACCGGCCGCAGCCCUCAGAGGACCGCCUGCCUUCCCACCAGGCGCUGGUGGAAGCCAAGUCCUCCAGCUCCUCGUCCUCGAACCAUUCUGACAACUUUUUCAGGCUGGGUAGCAGUCCCCUGGAGGUCCCCAAGCCCAGAUCAGUGGACCAUCCCCUGCCCGGAUCCUCUCUCUCCACAGACUUUGGCAGCUGGCAGAUGGUAACAGGCUGUGGCAGUAUUCAGGAACGGGCUGUCCUGCACACAGACUCCUCUCUCCCUUUCAGCUUCCCGGAUGAGCUCCCUAACAAUUGUCUGCUUACAGCCCUGAGUGAACGGGAGACUCGGCUCCAGGAGGUGCGCUCAGCCUUCUUGGCUGCCUACAGCAGCACAGUGGGGCUUCGGGCAGCAGCCCCCAGUCCCUCUGGUGCCAUCGGCCUGCUGGAGCAGUUUGUCCGUGGUGUUGGACUCCGGGGCACCAGCAGCAGCACCUUAUGAAGCAGCCAGCUCGUGACAGCUCCCUGCUCCUCUCUCACCUGAGCCCUAAGCGGAAUCAAAGCCAUGCCCAGCCAAGGGGUGCUUCAAGGUGGGGGGAAAUCUCCCCUUCUCCAUCAUGCACAUGGCAGCCCCAAGGCUGAGCAGGGCCAAGGACGGGGUUCUCCCCCACCCCAGCUUCCCGACUGGUGUCCGCCACCCUACUUGGCACUGCCUCCCACCCACCUUAGUCUUUGCCAGGAUUCCUGUCAACUCUCAGAACUAUGUGGGGUUUCCCUGGGGCCUUGUGGAGGCCGAGACCUCACAAAAGACCCCCACUUUCCAUUCUCGUCUCCUGGGGAGGAGGGGUCACCCGCACUGAGAAUGAGGCAGUGGCACCGAUCACAAAAUGAAAUCAAAGCCUUUUUGAACAGCUACUCUAUCGCAUUAUCAUUUGGCUCCUGUCUUUGUGGAGUUAUUUAGAAGGUUCUCCCUGUCCUUUUUGCUGGGGGGAGGGGUACAGAUGACGCAGGAAGGGAGCUGGAGACUUGGGUGUUCCCCUUAACUCCUGAGCCAUGAGCGUCUCCAGUGAGAUGGGGACAUGUAGUCACAGGCUGUUAAGGUGGGAGUCGUGGUCCUCAGGCCUGAG
Mesoplodon densirostris (Blainville's beaked whale) is the source of this 2708-nucleotide messenger RNA. RefSeq names its product myotubularin related protein 14 (gene MTMR14). Gene Ontology annotation, biological process: dephosphorylation. The transcript is spliced from 19 exons. The record is from RefSeq and is a predicted model, not a curated record. Lineage: Eukaryota; Metazoa; Chordata; Mammalia; Artiodactyla; Ziphiidae. Gene Ontology annotation, molecular function: phosphatidylinositol-3-phosphate phosphatase activity. Bases 137 to 2083 code for a protein of 648 amino acids.